Molecule: messenger RNA, 1299 nt
Organism: Penicillium subrubescens
Lineage: Eukaryota; Fungi; Ascomycota; Eurotiomycetes; Eurotiales; Aspergillaceae
Exons: 3
Coding region: 159-1151 (330 amino acids)
Molecular function (GO): hydrolase activity
Source: RefSeq, a predicted model, not a curated record
AAUCUACCCCCCAUCUUAUCGUGCAAUAAUACAUCGCUUCGAUUCCUGAUAGGUAGUCAUACAAAGAGCUCGAUUUACCAAGACUUUCAGCCGCUACUUAUACCAGCGCCACCUACUAUCCAAUCAUCCAGGCUCCUCGCAGGCUCAACACGAGCAUCAUGUCCGGAAAUCCCCCGAGCGAUCCCACUUUCUUUAAAGACUUUGAGAUCCACGACGUUGUUUAUAAAACUGUGGGUGACCACGAUAUUUCAUUGUCAAUUCUUGUUCCGAAGACUUUACUGUCUGAGGUGAACGACUCCCAUGGAAAGAGACCCGUCAUUGUUCGGUUCCAUGGGGGCUUCUUGGUGGGAGGGUCACGAACAUAUACCGACUGGUUUCCCAAAUGGCUCCUUGAAUUGGCCAUCUCUCGGCAAGCGAUUCUGGUCACACCGGACUAUCGGCUACUGCCCGAGUCCAAUGGCCUCGACAUACUGUCCGAUCUGAACGACUUUUGGUCCUGGAUACAACAUGAUUUUGAAUCAGCCCUUCUGAAUGGCUAUCCUUCUUCUACCAUCAAGCCGGACCUGGACAAGGUCCUUGUAGCAGGCGAAAGUGCCGGCGGAUAUCUUGCCGCGCAAAGCAUGCUACUCCAUCCCGAGGCCAACAUCGCCGCUGUUAUAUUAGUAUACCCAAUGGUCCAUUUACGUGAUCGGUGGUGGGACGAGAGCUAUCAGAAGCCAAUGUGGGGUUCAACCCAUCUACCAUUCGACAAAGUCGAGCAGCAUCUCCGUGAACUACCAGAUGGUCUAAUUGUCACUGCCGACAAACGCCUGGAGAAAGGAGCAGAGACAAACAGAAGCGAUCUAGCAGUGCGAAUUGUCCAGAAUGGUAAAUUCCUGGACUUUCUCGGUAGACAGUCAGAGGUAUUUCCAGUUGAGAAUAUCUCCCGAGCGACCAAGUUGCCAGGUUUUGUUUGGUUGUUCCAUGGAAAGCAAGAUACGGCAGUCCCAUUUUAUGGAAGUGAACGGUUUGUCGAGGAGCUUGGUGCGCAGAAGCCAGAGGUCAAUGUUAGAUUUGAGGGGUAUGAGGGUGAUCAUGGGUUUGAUAAUGAUGCAACGAUUGCGGAGGGAUGGAUGACAGAUGGGAUGACUGAAGUGGGCAAGUAUUGGUAAGGUGUGAAAAGUGUUGGUAUACUUUAGAUCGAGUUGAGGAUAUAGUUGAUUCGAUGUGAUGGACCUGAUUCGGGCCGGGCUGUCGAUAACGUUGAUAACGAGCCAUUGAUAAGAGAUAAGAUGUUUGCACUGUUUGCCGACCGCGGGG